Messenger RNA from Darwinula stevensoni, 576 nucleotides. NCBI's taxonomy places the organism in Eukaryota, Metazoa, Arthropoda, Ostracoda, Podocopida, Darwinulidae. The record is from the annotation of a GenBank genome assembly.
AUGCAAAGUGACACGUGGAGCCUCAUCUAUGCAUAUGGGGAGACUGAUCCGGAGAUGGAAGAUCCCUUCUAUCAUGGGCGGGACAAUCGCGGAGUGAAAUCUGUCAAUCUGCUUGAUCCACAGAUCGGGGAUAUACCAGAUGAGCCUGGCGUGAAAGAAUGGGAAUUGAGAAAUGACAUCAUCAUCCCUCCCAUUCAUACCACCUAUUGGUGCAGUGUAUUCAAAGCUCCCCCGGUCGACGUCAAGCAUCACAUAAUCGGGUACCAACCGUGGGUAACGGAAGGGAAUGAAGAGUACGUCCACCAUUUCGUAGUAACUACGUGCACGGAGAACGAGGACGAAACUGCUGGCUUCGAGCAGUUUUUGGAAGAAUAUCCCCAGGGUUCAUCUUGUUUCGAUGCCAACAUGAAUAGCCUCAUCAGCAACUGCCAAAGUGUCCUCAUGGCAUGGGCUGUCGGUGGAGUGGGAGAAAAUUAUCCAGAGCAGACAGGUUUCCCCCUUAAAGCAGCCUCGGAGGGAGCAACAUAUUACCUAUUGCACCACGUAAUGCUGUUGGGGUACGAGCAGCUGCCCUAG